Molecule: messenger RNA, 3793 nt
Organism: Linepithema humile (Argentine ant)
Lineage: Eukaryota; Metazoa; Arthropoda; Insecta; Hymenoptera; Formicidae
Biological process (GO): proteolysis; DNA integration
Molecular function (GO): aspartic-type endopeptidase activity; nucleic acid binding
Source: RefSeq, a predicted model, not a curated record
AUGGAUGCGGCAAUUAAAAAACAAUUAGCUACCGCCGGUUACAUCGAACGUUUUUGGGACAACCUCGUCAAAGCCGGAAAGGACAAGAUGACUCGUGCCUACCUUACCACCCGACUAGAGUUGCUGGAGUCGUACUGGACGAAGUUUUUCGACUCACACGAUGCACUGUUGAUUACGGAGAGAGUGGAGUUAACGGACUAUAUGAAGCAGGAUGUAUACGCCUCAACAGAGGAACAUUACGUCACUGCCAAGGCUAGAAUCUGCGCCUACCUUCAGACCACAAAAACGGCCGCCCCGACCACAGGAGAAUCCGAGGCUGGCGCUGUGCUCCGGCAAGUACAGCUUCCAAAAAUCAAUCUGCCCACGUUUAACGGGGACCAGCUAGCCUGGGAAGGUUUUCGAGAUCUGUUUAGAUCCUUGGUGCACGACGUGGAGGGACUUGCGCCCAUUCAGAAGUUGCAGUACCUCAAGGCUAGUCUCACUGGCGAGGCGGCAGCAGUCAUUUCAAGUCUAGACAUGACUUCGCAGAGCUAUGCGUCGGCAUGGGACGAGCUGAUAACAAGAUACGACAACCGAAGGGUGCUCUUGGCGUACCACAUGCGAGCGCUACUUUCUUGCGCGCCGAUCACUAAGACAUCAGCCUCGGAAAUCAACCGAAUUCUCAGCACGGUCACCCAGGCAGCACGCUCCUUCCGGGCAUUGGGCCGCCCUGUGGAGCAUUGGGGCGACUGGUUUGUUCACAUCCUGGUGGAAAAAUUAGACUCGUCCUCGCGUCUCCUGUGGGAAUCCUCACAGGAGUCAAGUCGCGAGUUCCCGUCUUUUGAAGAUCUGAAGGGCUUUCUCCUGACUCGUGCCCGCGCAUUGGACGCCGCCAAUCCUCGGCUUGUCCAAUCUGCGUGUGGCAACAAGGCCAAGCGAAACGCCCGGAGAGAUGAUGUCUCAUCUCACUCUACAAGCACAAGCGAAGGACCUCAGUGCGUCCUUUGCAAGGUUCGUCAUCCGCUGCGAUCAUGCAGCAAAUUUAAGACUCUUUCUGCGGAGCAGCGCAGGGAACAGGUGCGGAAAACAAAAGUCUGCUUCAAUUGCCUCGGACAAGGUCAUCCGGCGGCCGCCUGCCCCUCGAUCAACCGCUGCCGACACUGCGGCGAGAAGCACCACACGAUGCUGCACCUCGGAUCAGCGGACGCGGCGCCCCUGCAGCCUUCAAUUCAGGACUCCAACAAAGAGGCACUGACGCCGGAGCAAUCAGACGUUUCCGCGAAACCGACAAAGGUCGCCGCGUUGUCGAGUGCCACCAGCGGCACGGUGCUGCUCGCGACCGCCCUAAUUAACUUAAUUUCGGAUUCCGGCAGAAUAAUGACUGCGCGCGCUCUCUUGGACUCCGGUUCAGAGGCAUCGUUCGUCUCGGAACGCGUCGCACAGCAACUGCGGUUGCGACGACGCAAGGUGAACGUGACGGUCUCUGGCCUGCAAGGUGUAACCACUGGUCGAGUUUCUAAUGCCGUUUCUCUCAUGAUCGGCAGCAGGCAUUCCUCGUCCCUACGCAUAGCCUUGCCCAACGCUCUAGUUAUGUCCAAACUAACACCGUUUACUCCUGGCCGACAGGUUCGCAUGGGUGACUGGCCGCAUCUAAGCGGCAUCCAGUUGGCAGAUCCGAGCUACGACAAGCCGGCGGAAGUCGACGCUGUGCUGGGAGCAGACAUUUAUGGGAUGUUGAUCGAAGGUGGAGUCAAACGAGGAUCACCGGGAGAACCCGCCGCUCAUUCAACCAUCUUCGGCUGGGUGUUGAUGGGCUCGCUCUCGGCGACAGACAACUCAACGCAGUGUAACAUCGCCAGCCUUCACACAACAGUGGAGCCUGACCUCCAUCAAGACCUUCAGCGGUUCUGGGAGCUCGAAGAGUUUUCCACAAACAGGAUCCUCACUCCGGACGAGGCCUUCUGUGAGGAUCUCUUCAAGAAAACCUACGCUCGCGACUCUGAAGGUCGAUAUAUUGUACGCCUACCGCGUAGACGCAAUCCGCCGGCGGGACUUGGGGACUCCCGUCGCGGGGCAUUGCGGCUGCUCCUGGCGAACGAAAACCGAUUGAGGCGUAACCCGUCGCUCGGACAGGCAUACUCAGAGUUCAUGAAUGCUUAUCAUGUCCUAGGUCACAUGGAACCGCUUAACGGACCUGAUAAGGAGGCUGGCUGUCCGUACUAUCUACCGCAUCACGCAGUGGUCAAGUCUUCGGAUCCGAAUGGGAAGAUACGAGUGGUCUUCAACGCGUCUUUCCGAACACCUUCCGGGAUGUCGCUGAACGAUCUCCUCUUACCCGGCCCGAAGCUACAGGCGGACCUCUGGCUGGUUCUGACUCGAUGGCGAUUGCAUCGCUUUGCCUUCACAACGGACAUCGUCAAAAUGUUUCGGCAGAUCCGGAUCCACCGGGAGGACGCUGACCUUCAGAGGAUAUUAUGGCGGGCGGACCCUGCGGCCGAGAUUCAAGAUUUUCGGCUCGUCACCGUCACCUACGGUACGGCGCCGGCCCCGUAUCUGGCAAUUCGAACCCUUCUGCAGCUAGCCGAGGAUGAAGAGCACCGCUUUCCGGAAGGUGCAGAAAUAUUACGCCACCAUACGUAUGUCGACGACAUAUUUGCCGGCGCCAACACUCUCCAGGCGGCUCUCGAGCGCAAGGGUCAAUUGGAAUCUUUGCUCCUGGCCGGCGGGUUCCGGUUGAGCAAGUGGGCCGGUACGCACUCUGCUCUAUGCCCGGACGGCGAUCAGACGGAGCGGCUGUUCACGGUCAACCAAAGUGUGGGGGCCUUAGGCGUAAUUUGGACUCCAGCCGAAGACACUCUUAGCCUAAGGGCGGUUCCAACAUUGGAAAUGGAGAAAGAGCCAACUAAACGCUCCGUUCUCUCUCAAGUCGCCAAGCUGUUCGAUCCAGCCGGCUGGGCGGCUCCUGUGAUAGUCGCGUCCAAAAUCUUCAUUCAAGAUCUCUGGAUGGCGGCGCUCAACUGGGAUCAGACCCUGCCACCAGGUUUGCGAGCACGCUGGACGCAGCUCGCUACGUCCCUUCCGGAUCUGAAUCACUUGCGAAUACCACGUUGGACUGGUGUUCUAGGGCAAACGGAGUUACACGCAUUUUCAGAUGCGUCUGAGAGGGCCUAUGCAGCCGCCGUUUAUUUACGUGGUCUCAGCAUCACCGGCGGGAUACAAACGUCGCUUUUGGUCGCCAAAACCAGGGUUGCACCGAUUAAGCCGGUAUCGAUACCAAGGCUCGAGCUUUGUGGAGCUUUACUGGCGGCACGGCUACUGCAUCGUACAGUCAAAGGAUUGCGCUUGGAAAACUGCAGUUUACACGCCUGGACUGACGCUAGAGUGGUUCUGGCAUGGUUAAGGGACCACCCAUCUCGAUGGACCCCCUUCGUAGCCAACCGAGUAGCGGCUAUCCAGGAGUUGCUCCCGGCCGAUCAGUGGCAUUACGUGCCCACUUCUGACAAUCCAGCGGACUUGGCCACUCGUGGCAUCUCGCCGAUGGAGUUAUAUAACCAGCGACAGUGGUGGCGUGGUCCAACCUGGCUGGAAUCCCCAUACGACAGCUGGCCAGCAGACUAUCUUAGUGACCAAGACGUGGCUGAAGAACGUCGCUCACACGCAACUACCACAGAUACCGUCGCACUUGAAAACGACUUACUAGUGCGAUUCUCUUCGUUUUCCAAAUUAAUCCGUGUCUUGGCCUUCUGUCUUAGGUUCCUGCGUCUAGCAGUGCGGCCACCAACGAUCAAUCUUACUGUCGAUGAGCUGGAAUGCU